Messenger RNA from Manacus vitellinus (golden-collared manakin), 3844 nucleotides. It is a transcript of the gene NUP160, whose product is annotated as nucleoporin 160. Gene Ontology annotation, molecular function: structural constituent of nuclear pore. Bases 1 to 3585 code for a protein of 1194 amino acids. Lineage: Eukaryota; Metazoa; Chordata; Aves; Passeriformes; Pipridae. The record is from RefSeq and is a predicted model, not a curated record. Gene Ontology annotation, cellular component: nuclear pore. The transcript is spliced from 33 exons.
AUGGAAUCCGAGCUGAUCACGGAGAGCCAAGUCCAGUCCGUGUUCACGGAUAUCAGCAAAAUCCACAUCAGAGACCCCUCCAAUUACUACGUGAUUCCCAGUGUGCCAGGGCUGGCUCCCAACUCCGUGGCCUCCGCAGCCUGGCUGAGCAGCGAGGGGGAGGCUCUCUUUGCCCUUCCCUCUGCCUCAGGAGGGAUCUUUGUCCUUAAGCUGCCUCCUCCCGAUGCUCCAGGAAGCGUUUCCAUCGUGGAAUUGAAGCAGAGCUCGGUGGUGCAGCGUUUCCUCACUGGCUGGAUGCCGACUGCCAUCAGGGGCGACGGCGGCCUGUCGGAUGUGCCCGUCAGCCUCUCCGUGCACUGCCUGGAUCACGACGCCUUCCUCUUCGCCCUCUGCCAGGACCACAAACUCCGCAUGUGGUCCUACAAGGAUCAGAUGUGCCUGAUGGUGGCGGAUCUGCUGGAGUUCAUGCCGACUCUGGUUGACUUUGCCUUAACUUCGGCCGAGAUCUGGGCGCUGUGGCACAACGAGGAGAACCAAACCGUUGUGAAAUACAUCAACUUUGAGCAGAAUGUCGCGGGCCAGUGGAACCAGGUGUUUGUGCAGCCCCUGCCUGAGGAGGAGGUGACAGUCCGACACAACCAGGACCCCAGGGAAACCUACCUGGAGUAUCUCUUCAUGCCAGGCCAGUUCUCUAAUGCAGCUAUCCAGAAGGCUUUGCAGAUCUUUUCUCAAGGAACUGAGAGGCACCUGGAUCUGACGUGGGAUGAGUUAAGGAAAGAGGUCACCUUAGCCGUGGAAAGCGAGUUCCAGGGCAGCGUGACGGAAUACGAGUGCUCCCCCGAGGAGUUUUGGCAGCUGCAGGUGGAAUUCUGGUCCAAAUUCUAUGCCUGCUGCCUUCAGUACCAGGAAGCUCUUUCCCGGCCUCUGGCCUUGCAUCUGAACCCUUACACCAGCAUGGUGUGCCUGCUGAAGAAGGGCUCCAUGUCCUUCCUUGUGCCCUGCUCCUUGGUGGAUCAUCUCUAUCUCCUCUCCAACGAGCACCUCCUGACCGAGGACGAUGCUGCCAUCUUUGAAGAUUUGGAGAUGUCUCGUGAUGUUGUCUGUCUUGUCCAGUGCCUUCGCCUGAUCGGAGAAUCAAUUUCCAUGGAAAUGGCAUUCAUCAUGGAAAUGGCUUGCUCCCGCCUCCAGCCUCCAGAAAAGGCUGCAGAGCAGAUCCUGGAGGACUUGAUAGCUAAUGACACGGAAAACGUGAUGGAGGACAUUCACAGCAAACUGCAGGAGAUCAGAAACCCCAUCCACGCCAUCGGAUUGCUCAUCCGAGAGAUGGACUACGAGACGGACGCCGACAUGGAAAGAGCUCCGCACCUGGCGCUGCGGAUGAACCUGUCCCAGCUGUUCGGCAGCGGCACCGCGGCCCACGUGGUGUGCGGGGGGGUGGCCAAGAUCUCCAGCAUCCGCUUCCUCAUCUGCCGGGACCUGCUCAUCCUCCAGCAGCUCCUGCUGCGCCUCGGAGACCCUAUGGUUCUGGGAGGGGGACAGCUCUUCCAGUCCCAGCAGGACCUGCUGCACCGCACCUCUCCCCUGCUGCUCUCCUACUUCCUGAUCCGCUGGGCCAGCCAGUGCCUGGCCUCCGACGUCCCUGUGGACACGCUGGAAUCUAAUCUGCAGCAUCUCUCCGUGUUGGAGUUAGCAGACACCACGGCUCUGACACCACACAAGCUGGUAUCCGGCCCUCAAACCAUCGUGGAGCUCUUCUUUCAGGAAGUGGCCAGAAAACACAUCAUAUCCCGACUCUUCCUGCAACCAAACACCUCUUUGGCUGAGACAAGUUUGAACUGGCCCCACCUCAUCACCUCAAUAGUGGCGGAUUUUCUGCCUCUCCUAUGGCCCAGCAACUCCAGCUUCCUCUUCCCGGAGUGCCUGAUGGGGAGCUGUCAGUACACCCAGCUGCAGGAAUACAUCCGCCUGCUGCAGCCGUGGUGCCAUGUGAACAUGGGCUCCUGCUGCUUCAUGAUGGGCAGGUGCUACCUGGUCAUGGGUGAGGGGCACAAGGCUUUGGAUUGCUUCUGCCAAGCUGCCUCAGAGGUGGGAAGAGAGGAGUUCCUGGACAGGCUGAUCCAGCCCGAGGAGGGCGAGGUGGUCUCCACGCCGCGCCUGCAGUACUACAACAAGGUCCUUCGCUUGUUGGACAUGGUGGGUUUGCCAGAGCUGGUGAUCCAGUUGGCCACCCUGGCCAUCAUGGAAUCAGCAGAUGACUGGAGGAGCCAGGCUACUUUGAGGACCUGCAUCUUCAAGCAUCACUUGGAUUUGGGACACAACAGUGAAGCAUAUGUAGCCUUAACACAAAACCCAGAUCCAGGCAGGCAGCUGGACUGCCUGCGCCAGCUAGUGGUGGUUCUCUGCGAGCGAUCCCAGCUCCAGGACCUGGUGGAAUUCCCUUACGUGAACCUGCACAACGAGGUCGUCGGGAUCAUCGAAUCCCAUGCUCGGGCAGUGGAUCUGAUGACUCACAACUACUACGAGCUGCUCUACGCCUUCCACGUCUACCGGCACAACUACCGGAAAGCUGGAACGGUGAUGUUUGAGUACGGCAUGCGCCUGGGCAGGGAGGUGCGGACGCUCCGGGGGCUCCAGAAACAGGGGAAUUGUUUCCUGGCUGCUAUUAACUGCCUGCGGCUGAUCCGCCCGGAAUACGCCUGGAUAGUGCAGCCAGCCUCUGGAGCUGUGUACGAGCGCCCAGGAGCGUCCCCAAAGAGGAGCCACGACGGGGAGUGCAUGGCUGUUCCCACCACUCGCCAGAUCGAAAUCCUGGAGCUGGAGGAUUUGGAGAGGGAAUGUUUGCUGGCCCGGAUCCGGCUGACCCUGGUGGAACACGACGUGUCAGCAGCUGCUGUGGCAGGCAACUCCACGCCCGAGGAAACGGUGUCUCUCCUGGUCCGGGCCGGACUCUUCGACUCUGCCAUCACCCUGUGCCAAACCUUCAAGCUGCCCUUGACGCCCAUCUUUGAGGGCCUCACCUUCAAGUGCAUCAAGCUCCAGCUGGGAGGGGAAGAGGCGCAGGCCAAGGCCUGGGACUGGCUGGCAGCAAACCAGCUCUCGGCCCUGGUCACCACUAAGGAGUCCAGUGCCACGGAUGAAGCCUGGAGGCUGCUGUCAUCCUACUUGGAGCGUUACCCAUCCCAGAACAGCCUGUACCAUCGCUGCGUCAUCAACAAGCUCCUGGCACACGGGAUCCCUCUGCCCAACUGGCUCAUUAACAGCUACAAGGAAGUGGAUGCUGCCGAGCUGCUGCGCCUCUACCUGAACUACGACCUGCUGGAGGAGGCCGUGGAUUUGGUCCUGGAGUACGUGGAUGCUGUGCUGGGCAAAGGGCACCAGUAUUUCGGGAUCGAGGUGCCCCUGUCCCCAACAUCCCCCACGAUGUGGCUUCCCUACACUGCCAUUGACCAGCUGCUGCAGGCGCUGCGGGAGAGCUCCGCCAACGAGAACAGCGUCGUGCUCUACGAGAAGCUGAACGACAGGAUAGAGGACUACCAGCAGAAGGUCAGCACGGCCACCGUGGAGCGCCUGUACUGCCACCCCUAGUCCAGGUGACGUCCCCCGGGAGCGUCACCGUCCCAGCCCGCGGUGCUGGAUGUACUCGUCGUUUUUCCAGAAGGAGGGUUGUCCCUUCAGCGUGUCCCCUCACUUGUCCCCCCCGAGGGGCAAUGGGUGAUGAGCAGGGCUGGGGGGUCACUGACGCGACACCCGCUCGCUCUCUGCCUGCUCCGGACGUGGAACUUUUGGGAACUUCUUUUAUUUAUUGGUAUGUUUUUGGAUGAACUUUAAUAAAAUGGAAGCGUUA